This is a messenger RNA of Rosa chinensis, 700 nucleotides long. Its product is annotated as histone H2B.9. Gene Ontology annotation, biological process: nucleosome assembly. The coding region runs from base 47 to 457 and encodes 136 amino acids. The record is from RefSeq and is a predicted model, not a curated record. Gene Ontology annotation, cellular component: nucleosome. NCBI's taxonomy places the organism in Eukaryota, Viridiplantae, Streptophyta, Magnoliopsida, Rosales, Rosaceae. Gene Ontology annotation, molecular function: structural constituent of chromatin; DNA binding; protein heterodimerization activity. The transcript has a single exon.
UUCACUCUCUCUUUCUCAUAGUUCGAUCAUCAUCAAAUCACAAUCAAUGGCUCCGACGAAGGCCGAGAAGAAGCCGGUGGCGGAGAAGUCCCCGGCGGCGGAGAAGAAACCGAAGGCGGAGAAGAAGAUCCCCAAGGAAGGCGGCGUGGAGAUGAAGAAGAAGAAGAAGGUAAAGAAGAGCACGGAGACCUAUAAGAUCUACAUCUUCAAGGUUCUGAAGCAGGUUCAUCCGGACAUUGGUAUCUCCAGCAAGGCCAUGGGGAUCAUGAAUAGUUUUAUCAAUGAUAUUUUUGAGAAGCUGGCGCAGGAGGCCUCGAGGUUGGCCAGGUACAACAAGAAGCCGACCAUUACGUCGAGGGAGAUCCAGACUGCUGUUAGGUUGGUGUUGCCUGGAGAGCUGGCCAAGCAUGCAGUUUCGGAGGGAACCAAGGCGGUCACCAAGUUUACAAGCUGUUAGAUUAUUUUUUGUUUUUGUUGUUGUUGUUUGGUGUUUGGAUUUGGUAGAGUGGAUGACAUCGAGAUUUCUGGAUUUGGUGCAGGAUGGAGUUUUUGAGUUUGUAUGUUUUGUAGAUUGGGAUUGACAUCCGGAAACACAAUGGAAUAGAAUCGUUUGGGUUGUGGUUUUUGGGAUGUUGUUUGGUGCAACUGGGAUUAUGAUGCGUGCAAUAAAUUGAUAAAAAAAAUAAUUGGUUCUGAUUAA